Cheilinus undulatus (humphead wrasse) is the source of this 4756-nucleotide messenger RNA. RefSeq names its product macrophage mannose receptor 1-like. Bases 74 to 4369 code for a protein of 1431 amino acids. NCBI's taxonomy places the organism in Eukaryota, Metazoa, Chordata, Actinopteri, Labriformes, Labridae. The record is from RefSeq and is a predicted model, not a curated record. Gene Ontology annotation, molecular function: signaling receptor activity. The transcript is spliced from 31 exons.
GGCGUCAGAGGAAAUAAGAUUGUCUCUUUUCCAUGUUCAUGCUCAUAAGUCUUCUGCUUGCAAUGCAUGGAGCAUGCCCGCUGCUCUGAGACUUAUCAGAGGAAUGCUGACCCUAAGGAUAACUCUAGCGGCCUUUGUGCUCUUCAUCCCAGCAGCACAAUGCACGGCAACAAACGAUUCUCCAUUUGCUCUUAUAAACAGAGCCACCAAUGUUUGUUUGCUGAAAAGAUCAACUCGCUGUCUGGACAUACGCUGGACAACCGGUGAUCGGCUUUUUGCUGUCACAAGCAAAAAGUGUAUUGGUGCACAGGGCAAAAGUGUGGGGAGUGAAAUAAAUCUCUACGACUGUGACGACAAGAGUGAACUCCAAAAGUGGGAAUGCCGGAACCAAACACUGCUUGUCCUCAAAGGCACACAACUCUACAUUGUCGCCAGCCCUGAUGACUCUAUUACACUCACCAGAUCUGUUGGACCAAACAACCACUUCACAAUCACAGGGACAGCUAGCGGGGCCUGCUCAAGAACAUACAGAGAACUUUAUACCAUAGACGGAAAUGCGUUUGGUAAGAUCUGCAUGUUUCCCUUCCUGUACAAAGACCGCUGGUUUGGAGACUGUACUAUGUAUGACUCCUCAUCAAAGAGGGCUUGGUGUGCAGUUGGAACAAGAUUGGAAAAUGAGCAGUGGGGAUACUGCCCGACAACAGGCACAGAACACUGGUCCCAAAACAUGAUAUCACGAACAUAUUAUCAGUUCAACACACAUUCAGUUCUGACCCAGUCUCAAGCUGAGGCCAGCUGCAGGCAGCAGAGUGCCGCCCUGCUCAGUGUCGUGGAUCCAAUGGAGCAAGCUGUUCUCGCAACACUAAUGGGUGCAGUGGGACACAAACUUUGGAUUGGGCUAGUCCUGAACCCAGAGCACGGCUGGCAGUGGUCUGAUGGCAAGCCUUUCCGUUAUCUUAGAUGGAAUGCAGGAAAUCCUCUCCCUAAUCCUGGGCACAACUGUGCUUUUGUUGACUCUGCUGCGGAGCACACAUGGCAAAGUUCAUCUUGUGUAAAGAAACUGGGGUACAUCUGCUAUAAGGAUGGGAGAGCACCAAGUCCUCCGCAAAUUGAGCAGGGGUUUUGUCCAAGCCCUUGGAUACCCUACAAUGGCCACUGCUUCCACCUCAAUCGUCAAACUCAAACAUGGUCUGGUGCUCAGAGAGAGUGUCGCAGAGAGGGAGGAGACCUAGUGAGCAUCCGCAAUGUGGAGGACCAAAGCUUUGUCAUCUCCCAGCUUGGAUAUGCGUCCACCGAUGAGCUUUGGAUUGGACUGAAUGAUAAAGGGACUGAGGGGCUGUUUGACUGGAGUGACCACUCUGCAGUCACCUUCACCAGCUGGGAGUUUGGGAAACCUUCAGUCUCCACUGAUACAGAUGAUUGUGUCCUUAUUAGAGGAGAGAAUGGAAACUGGGCAGAUCGCUGGUGUGAUGAGACACACGGCUAUAUCUGUAUGAAGCAGAGUCAGACUGAUCACCCCGUAGAAGAAGUAGAAGUGAACAGAGGCUGCAAAGUUGGCUGGAAACGGCAUGGCUCCUACUGCUACUUUUUAGGAACAGAGACAAAGACGUUUGAUGAGGCAAAGGAGGACUGCAAGAGCUCAGAAUCCUACUUAGCUGAUGUUUCAAAUGGGGUGGAUAACGCAUUCCUUGUCAGUUUGGUGGGCUUGAGACCAGAAAGACACUUCUGGCUAGGGCUCUCAAACCAGAGGAACACUGAUGAAUUCGUGUGGACGAGCAAUACCCGAGUCACUUAUACACACUGGAAUGCUGACAUGCCAGGCUACCAACAGGGCUGUGUUGCCAUGGCCACUGGGAUUUUGGCUGGUCUCUGGGAUUUGCUGCCCUGCACCAACAGGGAGAAAUACAUCUGCAAACAUCUAGCAGAGGGGGCAGUUUUGACCCCUGCACCACCCACUCAAUCUCCCCCAAAGUGUGCAGAGGGUUGGACUCGAGUUGGAAUGAGAAGCGUCUGUGCUAAGUUUUUUACAGGGCCUAGAUCAGAGGAGAAGACCUGGUAUGAAGCCAGGGAUUACUGCAGGGCUAUUGGAGGAGACCUGCUCAGUAUCCACAGUGAGCUUGAACUACGAGUGGGAAACAACCAUGGAAAAGCCUGGAUUGGACUUCAUGUUCCUGAUUCAGGCACUGGUUAUGUAUGGAGUGACGGAACUGCGGUUAACUUCCAGCAUUGGCAGGAAGGAGAGCCAAACAAUCAUAACAACGAUGAAUCAUGUGCUGAAUACAGAAUGUAUUUCUUGAAUGAAGUGGGAUCAUGGAACGAUGUGAAUUGUGAGAGUUACAAUGACUGGCUGUGUCAGAUCCAAGCAGGAAUGACUCCAAAACCACCUCCAAAUAACACUGCAGUAGACUUUAACACCACUGCGGAUGGUUGGCUCAUCUGGAGAGGAAACCAGUAUUAUAUAAGCAGAAUGGGGAUGUCCAUAGAUGAUGCACGACACUACUGCCAGCAGAGGCAUGGUGACCUAGUAUCGAUCACCAGCAAAGAGGAAAAUGUCUUCCUUUGGAAACAGAUCUCCAGGUCCUAUGGGUACUAUUAUAUAGGCCUGAAAGUGGAUCUUGAUGGAUCAUUCUGGUUUCUGGAUGGCUCCCCUGUGGUGUUGCAAAGGUGGGAUCAAAACCAGCCUAAUACUGAAGUCUAUGAUGAGAACUGUGUUUACAUGACCUAUUAUAUGGGUUUUUGGGGAACUAGCAAUUGUGGAAAAGAGCACUCCUUCAUUUGUAAACGAAGUGUCUCACCUCCUGCAAAUACUACUGCUGCCCCCACACCUGCUCCCACAGGUGGCUGCAUGACGCCAUGGACUAAAUUUGACUCAAAGUGUUACAGUGUCAUGACUCGCCAAAAGCUCACUUGGGAAAAUGCAAGAAGCCAGUGCGUCACUAUGGGAGGUAGUUUGGUCUCAAUUCCUUCAAGGCGUGAACAAGCAUUUUUAAUCACCAGGAUGGCUGAACUUGGAACUGGCGAUGUGUGGAUUGGUUUAAAUAGUUUAAGACAAGACGGGUUUUAUUGGUCUGGAGGGAAAAAAAGGAGCUACACAAACUGGGGCUAUUCUAAAAAUGUACGUCGUCAGGGGAGCUUCUAUCAAAGAUGGAAUGAGGAAAACUGUGUUAUGAUGACAAGCAAUCCCUCUCUUGGCAUUGGAAAAUGGUACAUUAGGCACUGCAAUGACACCAAUGAAUUUAUCUGCCAGCGUGGGCUUGACCCACGUGUGAAUCCUCCACCAGAGCCAGUGAUUCCAAGCAUUUAUGUGUCUCUGGGAAAUGACAGCAUAAAGGUUGUGACUAAAAGUCUAACCUGGGAAGAUGCCCAGAAACACUGUCAAAAUGAAAAUGCCAACCUGGCCAGCCUGCGGAAAGAGUGGACACAAGGCUACGUUGAGCUGCUGUCAAUGAAUCUUAAAUCUCCUAUUUGGAUCGGACUGAACAAACAAAAGACUGGUGGCUAUUUUAAAUACAUUGAUGGCUGGCACCUGAACUUUGCUAGCUGGGCUGAAGGUGAACCUAAGAAAGAGCUCCCUUGUGUGUACCUGGAUGUUGACGGACAAUGGAGAACGGCUUUAUGCAAUCGGACCAUGAACAGUGUUUGCAUGCAGUCCACAGAUGUCCCACCAACAGAGUCAACCAUCUUCCCAGGAGUUUGCCCUGAAGAGACACAAGUAGAAUACCAGCAGACUGCUUCCUGGCUGCCAUUUAGGGGUCAUUGUUACCUGUUCAUGACGGAUGAAAUUGAAUGGGCAGAUGCAGCUAGUAGCUGUGUAAGGCAUGGUGGAAUCCUUGCUAGUGUUGAAGACCCUGAUGAACAGCAAUUCAUUAAAAGCAAUGUGGAAAUAUUUCAAGAUAGCGUUGGUGCUUUCUGGGUUGGCCUGUUUAAGACUCAUAAAGGGACAUGGAUGUGGUUGGAUAAAACAGUCUUGGACUACACCAACUGGGCCCCAGAGGAGCCUGAAAAUGACUUUGGAGAAAUCUCAACAUUAGAUGGGGUUUGGAGGACGGGUCGUAGAUGGCAUGACAGAGGAUACAUCUGUAAAACACCUAAAGUUAUGCCUACAGAUCAAGAAUCCAGACCUGAGCCUCAUGGCCAGGAUCCUCGCAAUCGGGUACACACCAGUUUGAUAGUGGUGCUGAUCAUUGCUGUCACAUCCACUCUGAUGGCCCUUGGAUUCUUCCUCUACAAGAGGUCUCCCAAUCCCUUACCAACCUUUGACAAUCCUCUCUACUUUGGCAGUGAAAGAUCGCAGCCUGAUGUUGUUGAUACCAACAAACUGAUAGAAAAUGCAGAGGUAGAAAACCCCGAGCCUAUUAUAGCUCUGUGAUUCAGAGAGUAGAAGAAUAUAGAAGGACUUUUAAUGUAUGAUACAGCAACCCAGAAUCCCAGACUGAUGUAUUACAUUUUUAUGCUUCCUCUUUCUUUGUGCUUAGUACAGUUCAUAUUCAGUUAUUUAAUAUGUCACUAGGUGUGAGUUUCAACAGAGUUGGCAAUGUCUGACCUCGUGGAACAGAACAGUUUAGGCUCUAGGAUGUCUCAAUGGAAAAUGACUUUGAUUUUUUCUUUGUAUGUAUGAUUGAAUGUAAUUAUUUGUUACAAGUUUGAUUGUGCUAACUGUAUGUUGUUUAUUGCUUCUAUUUUUGAAAAAUGUAAAAAUAUUACUGUCUCUCUUGGCUGUUUUUUUGUAAUGAAAUAAUACAAGGGAUUUAUUCUG